Myotis brandtii (Brandt's bat) is the source of this 1153-nucleotide messenger RNA. RefSeq names its product cystatin F (leukocystatin) (gene CST7). Gene Ontology annotation, cellular component: Golgi apparatus; late endosome; endoplasmic reticulum. The annotation marks the transcript as partial. NCBI's taxonomy places the organism in Eukaryota, Metazoa, Chordata, Mammalia, Chiroptera, Vespertilionidae. The transcript has 4 exons. Gene Ontology annotation, molecular function: cysteine-type endopeptidase inhibitor activity. Gene Ontology annotation, biological process: positive regulation of myelination; negative regulation of microglial cell activation; immune response. The record is from RefSeq and is a predicted model, not a curated record.
GGGGACCUGUCCCCAGAUGUUUGUUCCCAGACCUUUAACUCAGGUGUGAAGCCAGGAUUUCCCAAAACAAUCAAGACCAACAACCCAGGAGUCCUCAAAGCAGCCAGAUACAGCGUUGAAAGGUUCAACAACUGCACGAAUGACAUCUUCUUGUUCAAGGAGUCCCAUGUCAGCAGAGCCCUGGUCCAGAUCGUGAAAGGCCUGAAAUACAUGCUGGACAUGGAAAUUGGCAGAACUACUUGCAAGAAAACUGAGCACCCCAAUCUGGACAACUGUGACUUCCAGACCAACCACACCUUGAAGAUGAUCCUCAGUUGUUACUCUGAAGUCUGGGUCAUCCCCUGGCUCCAGAGGUUCGAGGUGCCUGUUCUCAACUGUCACUGACUGCCUCUCAGCAAUACUACAGCUGCUGGCACCUUUGAAGUAGUAUCUCCCGGCAAGCAGAAUGGAAGUGCCCACGAGCUCAUUACAGAGUAACUGGGAUGGAAGAGUGACCGCCCCACAGUUAAAAUAAAUACUUCGAAUUCUCUCCUAAGCUAAUUCUGCUGAUGCUGUGUGCCUGGAUUCAGAGUCUGAACAUACAGGACUGAAUCCUCCAAUGGAAAUGUUUUGGGCUCUCAACUCCUGAAGGAGCCCCUCCCACCCAGCCCCUGGGUCCCCGAUGCAAGCCCGAGAUCUAUCCUUUCAUCUGAAUACUUGCACACUGGACGAAGCGGGUAAGCUGCUAUUGAGCACCUUGACCUUGCAUGGAUGAAGUUAUAAAUAAACAUGAAUAAGAACUGACCAUCUCAAAGCAAUGGCUGCUGCUUUACCUGUUACAGGGGCCUCAGGAAGGUGAGGUGGGCGGUAAGGGGCCCCCUCACUGAGAGCCUGACCGGUCCAGGUAACUUCCACAAAGCGCCCAGGGCUUUCCAGCCUUUAGUCCAUAAACACAACAUACUGGAGACCAGAGAGCCAGAACCAGGCCAGCGUAGGUCCAUACCAUGAACUGGCAGGGUAGGGGCACCCCAAGAGGGCGUCCACCUGCCAGCUGUGCUUCCUUCUGACGGGGGAUAUCCACUCAAUCCUCUCAGCUGCCUUAGAGACUCAGCAAACGCACAGCUGUGUCUGGACAAGUGGGUACAACAGGGUGCUGGGAUAAUAUCCCACACAU